CUCGGCAUUAUUUUGCAAAUAACGGACGACGGCGUACUUUUCAAAUAAGAUUAAAUUUUUUCGUUUCCUUCUUUUUCAUUUCUUACUAUUCAAAAACCCAUUAAACAACAAAUUACCGACGCAUACACGCAAAACCGACAACGCCAUUUUGCGUUUGUUGCUGUUGAAUCGAGUCUCGUUGUGACACGCGUUCGAAUGUGCAUAUAAGCUUCUGUUGUAUGUUUUGUUGUUGUGUGAAAUGGUGACAACCGCUCCCGCAAACGUCAAAAAUUAAAGUUAGAAUUUCAUUGUGUUUUGUGCGCGCAAUUAAACGUUUUUAGUCCGAUAAUGGCGUUGACAGUUUCUCUAUUGAACCACGAACGAAGCCGUUACGCUUCGUUAAUGCGGUCCAGUUUAGUAUUGUUUUAUUUUUAAGUAAACAAUCAGUGAAGCAUCAUUUCCUCCUAUACAUUCGCAGAUACAUAAACCGCAAAAUUAAUGUCACUCGAUUUGAAACUAAAAUUUAAUUGAAAAAGUGCACCGCAUUUAAACCGACAACACAAUUCGUAUUUGUCAUUUUUGUAUUACUUUUUGUCACUUUGUGGUCAGUUACGCACGGUAAGAGCCGCAGUCGCUUUCGUUUUGCAAAUGGUCACGUGCGGUCGUCAACCAUUCAAUAUGCUGCCGAUGGCGCCAAUUAAUCCUUUUGUUGUUGGACUGACACCAUCGGUUGCGGCAGCUGUGGCGGCUACAACAACAGCAUCGACAACCAAACCAAAAUUAGCAUUUAGUAUAGACUCCAUUGUCGGUGGUGGUGCUGGUGGUGGUAUCACUACCGCAGAUAGAAGAUCAUUGCUGCGUCCAAGUGUUAUAUCACCUACGCUAUCAUCCUCGCAGCGUAGCGAUAGUCCAGAAGAACGUGAACGUAACACAAGCUACGAACGUCUCACACCCAGUCAACUAAAUGUCAGUGAUGACUCCCUUAAUUGCCAACAACCUUUAGAAUUAAGAAAUAGUUUAGCCAUAAGUCAACGCCACAUUGCGGAACAAAAACAAGCGUUACAACGUGGUUUUAUUUAUUGUAGGAGACGUUCUUCUUUGGAUCGCACACCGGAACGCGAAACUGCCAGUCCUACAAGAUGCCGCUCACGUUCCCGUUCGCCAAAUCAUAGCAGAUCUCCUACGCCUUCUACGCACAGCACCCAAAUACCAAUACUUGGCACACCUAAAGUACCUAUACAUGUACCAGGUAUACGUCCGAUUCAAUUACAACCACAAGCAGCUGCAACCAUCAAUAACUCAACGGAUGGCACAGCACCAGCAACACAUCAAUUAGCACCACAAACUACAACAUUAGGUUCCUCUCAAACGUCCAUAGCGCCAGUAGCUACUGCACUGCCGCCCACUAUAUUACCAGUUGGUAAUAUUGUGGUACCAGCUUCGCCGCAUGGACCACCUCCACCUACUAAUCCACACUUUUUAGCUGCACAAUUUCAAAUGGCGGCCGCUUUGGCACAUCAUCACCAGCAGCAACAGCAACAACACCAUCCACCACCACCACAUUUAACCACUGGUCAUCCAAUUGGUAUUUUUCCACCGGGACCACAUCAUCCACAUUUUGGCGGACCUCAUAUAAUACGUGACAGUUAUCCAUUGUAUCCGUGGCUGCUGAGUCGACAUGGACGUAUAUUUCCGCAUCGCUUUCCUGGUAAUUUUCUACUGCAACCUUUCCGCAAGCCAAAACGUGUGCGCACUGCUUUUUCACCCACACAAUUGCUUAAAUUGGAACACGCUUUCGAGGGUAAUCAUUAUGUUGUGGGUGCGGAACGCAAGCAAUUGGCUCAGGGGCUUAGCCUGACCGAAACACAGGUUAAAGUAUGGUUCCAAAAUCGUCGCACCAAACAUAAACGCAUGCAGCAAGAAGGUGACAGCGAUUCGAAGAGCAAUAAGGGCAGCAACGCUGGUGAUAACGAUGGCAAAAAUGAGAGCUCACAAAAUAGUUUCGAAGAUCAGGAGGAUGAAUAUGAUGAAGAAAUUGAAGACGAAGAUGAAGUUAUUGAUAUGGAUGAUUAUGGUAGUGAAAUAGAUGCGGAAGAACAACAACGUUUACGUGAACAAUUUCAACAGCAAUUACAGCAUCAUCAGCAACAAAUGCAACAACAAAUGCAGCAACAUAUGCAACAACAACAACAGCAGCAGCAACAGCAGUUACAUGGUAGAGAUCAGCAGAGCCAACAGCAAGAACACCAAUUAUUACAACAGCAGCAGCAACAACAACAACAACAACAGCAGCAAUUUAUACAACAUCAAUUGUAUUUACAUCAUCAACAACAGCAGCAACAACAACAACAAAAACAACAGCAACAUCCAUGAAAUUAGUUUAUAACGUAUCUGAUAUGAAAGUUAUGCCCCAGGUGGGCUUUAUACAUUGGCGUUUGCAUUCUGUGUUCCUUUAAUUAUUUGUAAAUUAUAUGAGUAAUUUAUUUAAUUAAUUUAAUUGCUUAAGAUAGAAAUUUAUGUAAUUGACUAAUAAUUAAGUAAAGUUAAUAAAAUAAUAAAAUUUAAA
Molecule: messenger RNA, 2545 nt
Organism: Teleopsis dalmanni
Lineage: Eukaryota; Metazoa; Arthropoda; Insecta; Diptera; Diopsidae
Product: homeotic protein empty spiracles-like
Exons: 3
Coding region: 628-2352 (574 amino acids)
Biological process (GO): central nervous system development; regulation of DNA-templated transcription; neuron differentiation
Molecular function (GO): DNA binding; DNA-binding transcription factor activity, RNA polymerase II-specific
Source: RefSeq, a predicted model, not a curated record